Scomber japonicus (chub mackerel) is the source of this 3779-nucleotide messenger RNA. It is a transcript of the gene iars2, whose product is annotated as isoleucyl-tRNA synthetase 2, mitochondrial. The transcript is spliced from 24 exons. Lineage: Eukaryota; Metazoa; Chordata; Actinopteri; Scombriformes; Scombridae. Gene Ontology annotation, molecular function: ATP binding; aminoacyl-tRNA deacylase activity; tRNA binding. The coding region runs from base 130 to 3243 and encodes 1037 amino acids. Gene Ontology annotation, biological process: isoleucyl-tRNA aminoacylation. The record is from RefSeq and is a predicted model, not a curated record. Gene Ontology annotation, cellular component: cytosol.
AGCAUUGUAAGAAGGUGGAACAUACCAACAAGAGACCUGCACACUGUCACAACAAGUGAAACAGCCGUACCGUUUUUAGUUUUUUUUAGCUAUUUAUUUCAGCUAUUGACCACAGGCUUCCUCCUCUCCAUGCUGCUGUGCCGGGUUUCGGCAGUGGGCCAGACGCUAGCGAGAUGGGGCCGGAGGUCACAGCGGGGAGACGGCCUCCUCCAGCGGGCUGUCUCCUUCAGCACCGGCCGCUGGUGUGCUGUCAGUUCAGGAGAAGGUAACGCUCAGCCCGCAGAGGUGGGUUCUGCUCAGGGCCUGUACCGAGACACAGUGCUCCUGCCCCGGACUGACUUCCCCAUGAAGCUGACCGGACAGAAGCUUCUGGACAAAGAGCUCCAGAUUCAGCAGGAGUGUGGAUUUGCAGAGUUGUACACCUGGCAGAAAGAGAGGAAAGCCAAAAAGGAGUUCUGCCUUCAUGACGGACCUCCGUACGCCAAUGGAGACCCUCAUGUAGGACAUGCACUCAACAAGAUCCUGAAAGACAUCCGCAACCGUUUUGAGAUGCUGAGGGGUCGACAGGUCCACUACAUCCCAGGAUGGGAUUGUCAUGGCCUGCCUAUCGAGCUGAAGGCCCUGGGAGAGCUGGGUACCAGUGGCCUCAGUCCUCUGCAGAUCAGACAGAAAGCGCGGGAGUUUGCAGACGGGGCCAUAGCUCGUCAGAAGGCUGCUUUCCAACGCUGGGGGGUGAUGGCUGACUGGGACCAGUGUUACUACACGUAUGAUGGAGCCUAUGAGGGGGCUCAGCUCAAAGUCUUCCAGGAUAUGCACAGCAAGGGGCUCAUCUACCAGGACUAUAAGCCAGUGUUCUGGUCUCCAUCAUCAAGAACGGCCCUAGCGGAGGCAGAGUUGGAGUACAACCCAGAACAUGUGAGCAGGGCCAUCUACGCCACAUUCCCCCUGGUCACCCUGCCUCCUAACAUAGCCUCAGAAGCAGCAGAUCUGAGCGGGGUCUCUGUGUUGGUGUGGACCACCCAGCCGUGGACUAUUCCUGCCAACCAGGCCGUCUGCUACAUGCCCAACGCCCAGUACUCUGUGGUGAAGAGGACUGACAACUCUCAGCUGCUUUUAGUUGCUACUGAGCGCAUAGCCAGCAUGGCAACACUACUGGGAACAGAGCUGGAGAGUAUAGGCACAUACACAGGCUCCCAACUUGAAGGCGGGGUCUGCAAACAUCCCACGAUACCUGAAAAAGAAGUGCCGCUACUGCCGGCCAAUCAUGUGACUAUGGCGAAAGGAACAGGAUUGGUCCACACAGCCCCAGCUCACGGCAUGGAUGAUUAUAGCGUUGCUUCACAGUUUAAACUGUCUGUGGAGUGUAUGGUGGAUGAGGAUGGUAAGUUCACUGAGCUGGCCGGCCCUGAGCUGAAGGAUCUGUCUGUGAUGAGCGAGGGCACUGAAAAAGUGAUUUCCAUGCUGAAAGAGUGCGGGGCUUUGGUGAAAGAGGAGCAGUGUGUCCACAGCUACCCGUAUGACUGGAGGACCAAGCAGCCUGUCGUCAUCAGGCCCAGUAAACAGUGGUUCAUUAACACAGCCUCACUCAAAGACAAGGCCACGGAUGCGCUGCAGAAGGUACGUAUUUUGCCAGAGUCCGCACGGGGCAGUUUGUUAGCCAUGCUGGACAGACGGACCUACUGGUGCAUCUCCAGACAGAGAAGCUGGGGCGUCCCUAUACCAGUCUUCUACCACAAAGAGACCGGAGAGCCGCUCAUCAACAAACACACAGUGUCCCAUAUAGCAGAGCUCUUCAAAGAAAAGGGCAGUGACUGUUGGUGGGAGCUUCCUAUUGAGACUUUGCUGCCAGCAGAUGUGAUAAAGAAGAGUAAAGCAGGUCCAGUCACAGACUAUGUUCGUGGAGAGGACGUACUGGACAUCUGGUUUGACAGUGGAGCAUCAUGGGCUGCUGUACUAGAAGAGGAGAUGGAGGGAGAGUCUGAGGAGCCUGAGUCACGUCUUAGCUGGCUCCCUGCUCGGCUACGCAAACCCCUCAUCACAGAGUCAGACUCCAGAGCAGAUGCAUACGUGGAAGGGAAGGAUCAGAUCGGAGGCUGGUUUCAAUCCUCGCUACUCACGAGCGUCGCCAUGAGGAACAAAGCGCCUUACAAGUCUCUAGUGGUCCAUGGCUUUACUAUCAGUGAGAAGGGAGAGAAGAUGUCUAAGUCUCUGGGGAACGUUGUGGAUCCUGAUACAGUCAUUAAUGGAGGGAAGGACUCCAGUUGUCCAGCGUACGGGGCAGACGUGCUGCGCUGGUGGGUGGCAGAGUCCAACAUAUUCUCUGAGAUUCAGAUCGGGCCCACUGUGCUAAACUCAGCCAAAGACAGCAUCGGCAAGUUGAGGAACACUCUGAAGUUCCUCCUCGGUAACCUGCAAGGCUUCGACCCUCGAGUUCAAGCCGUGGACGCCAAAGAGAUGCACUACAUCGACCAGUACAUGCUGCACCUGCUGCGCGAGUACGGCAUGAAGGUGACAGACGCCUACAGUGAGUUUGAUGCAGGCAGGGUCAUCCGCAUCCUGCAAGCCUUCAUCUCCAGAGAUCUCUCCAGCUUUUACUUCAGCGUCAUUAAAGACAGGUUGUACUGUGAUCCAGAAGACUCACUGGGCAGAAGAUCAUGUCAGACGGCCUUGGAGGAAAUCCUGGACGGGCUGACCAGAUCCAUCGCUCCCAUCCUGCCACAUCUGGCUGAAGAGGUUUAUGCAUAUGCACCAGGACAUGACAAAGAGGAGACGCUGUUCAGGAGCGGCUGGAUCAAGAGCAGCUCUGUGUGGAGGCGACCGGGGUUGGAGGAGGCGGUGGAGGGGGCGUGCGCCAUCAGGGACUCCUUCCUGUCGUCCAUCCCGGGCAAGAACGCGGCUCAGUAUGACCUCAGCAUCGCCAUCGAACCCGGUCUGCUGUUUGAACUCAUGGAGUCUCUCCAAGAGGAGCCCUCCUCCACCUCCUCCCAGCUGGCUGAGCUGAUGAUGGCAGCGCGGGUCAACCUGAGUGGCCAGCUGCCCCGCGACCUGCCCGACGAUGCCGUGCUGAAACAAGGCAGCUUCCUCAUCAACCUGGAGGGUGGUGUUAUCCGGGAGGACAGCGCCUACAGUAUAGCAGCGGUUCCCACGUCCACCGCCCGCUGCCCUCGAUGCCGCCGCUACACCUCCGAGUCGGCAGACUGCAUGUGCCCGCGCUGCCAGACCGUCGUCUCGCAGGCUCACUGACAAAACACCUAGUCGCCGUGACGACAAGUGGACAUCACCUUGGCUGUUUUUGGUUUUUUUCCUCCUGCUGCUGCUGCUUCGGGUGGAGGUGGACACCAGCUUUCACACUCCCACAUCAGCUCGGAGGUUGAGCUUUCUGGCAUCGCGUUGGAACGUCCUAACAGCUGAUAGCCUGGUUCUCAUUCUUGAUGCACUUAACACGCUUAAACAGCAGGUGUGAACUAUAAACCCAAAAUUGUCCCGAUACAGCGUGAGGAAGACGAUUAACUGUAUUUAUAGAUGGGAAUGAAAGGUGUUGACUUUACUGACAGUGAACGAGGGAAGCCACUGUUUUUUUAAGUAAUGUUUAAAUGUAUAGAAUAUGGAGGAAUUCACUACAGGUGUCACUAUGUGAUAACAGAGAGUUGAUCUUGCAUAUAACGGUGAGUUAAAUAUGGGUGAGCUGCUUAUCUUUGUAUUAUAAACUCAAUAUGUAUAUGUGAAAAAUAUUGAAUGAUAAAUAAAUUGAGUUUGAUCUCAGAAUGUGUUUUAAAUGU